AAGAAAAAUUAAAAGAUAAAAAGAAAAAAAAAAAACCAAAACUGUAAUUUAAAACAAUUAAAAACUGUAAGUGAAAAUAAAAAAUAACGUAAAUUUAUAAAAAAACAUAUUUGGGCUAUUUUUUGGGCCAAAACUCAAUAUAAGUCUGUUUCGAAAUUCGCGAAUUUUACAUGGGAGCGGGAAAAUAAACCUCCAAAACAAGUGCCAUAUAGACAGAGAGAAGAUCAGAAGCGUACUGAAGAAGCCUUAACAAUCUUCUUCUUCUUCUUCUUCUUCUUCAAGUUUCUCUUUCAGCAUUACAGUCGAAAUGGGCAGAAGUGUGAAGGGAGAAGCACCCAGUAGCCGAGUGGAGACCGCGAGAGAGCUUAGAGCAGUAAAGAGGGAACGACUGAGUCGGAACCGGGUUGAGUCGUCGACUCAGCAACCGCAUCAAGAUGAUAGUGUUGUGGAUCGGAGAGUCCUUCGGUCUAAGUAUCUUGCUUUGUAUAAUAAGAUCAACGUUGAGAGAGAUGAUUUAGCACAAGUUGAUUCAGAUAAGUUUGCUACCAUCAUAAAGGAGGUCGAAGAUUUACAUCAACAUGUACAAAGGCCAAGAGAGCAAGUUGCAGAUGCAGAAGCAUUGUUGGGAAUUGCUAGCACAUUGGUGACCUCUGUGAAGUCACAGUCCAACGAGGGAAUUACUGCAGCAGAUUUUGUUUCUGGUUUGCUUGCAGCCUUUGGCCAAUCCAAUAGGACAUUAGGCAAUGAAGGGAUUGAUGACAAUUCCCCUACUUUUAUCAACUGGAAGGAUAUUGGCCUUGUUGUUUCCCCUAUUUUUAAAAAAUGUAAUGGGUUUAGCACAAUGGUUGGACCGAUGAACACUGAGUUGAAGCAAAGAAAGGCUGCAGUUAAUAGAAGUAGACGUGAAAAGCCAACUGAAAAAUCUCAGCCUGAAGAGGUUGAUGAUUCCGAGGCAGAAAAGAAAACAGAUACUGAUAAUAACAUGUCAACAAUGUUUGAGAUCUUAAGAAGGAACAAGCGGGCUAGACUUGAAAAUUUAAUCUUGAACAGAAGGUCUUUUGCACAGACUGUGGAGAAUUUAUUUGCUCUGUCAUUCUUAGUUAAAGAUGGACGGGUUGAGAUUAUUGUUGAUGGAAGCGGCCAUCACCUCGUUUCACCUAGGAAUGCUCCUGCUGCCAGUUCUGUGAUGUCAGGGGAGGUUGCUUACAGGCAUUUCGUGUUCAGAUUUGAUUUCAAGGAUUGGAAGGUAAUGAUGGACAUGGUGCCGCAAGGUGAUGAGCUAAUGCCGGAUAGGAAAAACUCUGUUUCUGAGACGGAGCCUGAAACUAACAUUAGUCAAGGAAAUACGAACAGGACACCUAUUAGGAAAUUAUGUAGGAACCGUGGUCUUGUUGUACAAGAAGAUUCAGUUGUAGAAGACUCUCCUGAAAUUGAAGCUGCAAAGGGCAUUGGCUCCCUUAGGUGUAGACGUAAGAUCACUUGAGGGAGGGAUUCCAUCAUUUGAUUAACAUCAGAAUCAGAUAGCAACGGUGUGCAGGUUCCAUCACUUUUUGGCACAUAAGGUGUACUUAUUUUGGGUCUUGGUUAGUUUUCUAAUUUAUAUGCUUCUUCCUUGGCAAUCUAUUGAUGCCUUUUAUCACACUAACUUGAGAGUAGUUUUCCAGUUAAUGUAAAUUUUGUUUAUCAGUCUUACAGCUUCACAUGGUUCGAGAUUGUUUUGAGUGUUAAAAAAGCAGAUCUAUUUUUCUUAUAAA
Ricinus communis (castor bean) is the source of this 1754-nucleotide messenger RNA. RefSeq names its product non-structural maintenance of chromosomes element 4 homolog A. The coding region runs from base 308 to 1483 and encodes 391 amino acids. The transcript is spliced from 7 exons. The record is from RefSeq and is a predicted model, not a curated record. Gene Ontology annotation, biological process: DNA repair. Lineage: Eukaryota; Viridiplantae; Streptophyta; Magnoliopsida; Malpighiales; Euphorbiaceae. Gene Ontology annotation, cellular component: nucleus; Smc5-Smc6 complex.